AAAAACAUGAAAAAGUUAGUUAAGAAAACAAAAACAUCCCCCUCCCCCCAAAAAAAAGGGUCAGAACGAGCUUGUGUUUUGGUUGAAAGCCACGAACAGUAACCGCAUAUUUGACAUUUUUACUAUUAUUAUUUUGCUUAUUGUAGCACUUCAUAUUCAGCAACAACAAAAGCAGUGCUUGGCAGUACACCACCAAGUUGGAAAAAUGUGAUUGUCUUUAAUAUAGAUGAAUACCACAUUUCUGUUCCUGACUGCAAUUGGGGUUUUAACAAAACCUCUUACUUUGUUCUAUAUUAUUUCUGUUCCUGACUGCGAACUUCAGAUUUGACAGUAAAGUUUUCCCAAUGAGCUGAACAGCUUGAUUCACAUUUUACUACCACCACAUGUUUGACAAAAUGCUUCUGUGAAAAAUGCUUCAAAGAACAUGUUUGUUAUGAACCAGCUUAAGCAGAUUCACGCCCACACACUCAGGAAUGGCGUAGACCACACAAGCAUCCUCAUUUUGAAACUUCUCGAAAUACCGAACAUCCUAUAUGCCCGCAACCUGUUCGACCUUAUUCCCGAGCCGACGGUGUUCCUCUACAACAGGCUCAUUAAAGCCUACUCUUUCCAUGGCCAACACCACCAAUGCUUGUUCCUCUAUAGACGAAUGUGCCUGCAAGGCUGCACCCCGAACGAACACUCCUUCACAUUGUUGUUCUCCGUAUGCUCUUCGCUUUCGUCGAGGCAACUAGGCCAAAUGAUGCAUUCCCACUUUGUUAAAUUGGGUCACGUACGGGACAUUUUUGCUUUGACGGCUUUGGUGGACAUGUACGCCAAACUUGGAAUGUUGGAUUGUGCCCGCAAACAAUUUGAUGAAAAGAGAGUUAGAGGAACACCCACAUGGAAUUCCAUGUUAUCGGGCUAUGCGAGGUCUGGGGACAUGGAAGGAGCAUCGGAAUUGUUUCGGUUAAUGCCUCAGAGGAAUGUGGUUUCUUGGACUGCAAUGAUAUCUGGGUACUCAAAAAACGGACAAUAUGCUAAAGCCUUGGCAAUGUUUUUACAGAUGGAAAAGGAGAGAGAUGUGAGGCCUAAUGCAAUCACGAUAGCUAGUGUUCUUCCGGCUUGCGCAAAUCUCGGGGCGUUGGAGGUUGGGGAGAGGGUUGAGGAGUAUGCAAGAAAAGUUGGGUUCUUGAAGGAUUUGUAUGUGAGUAAUGCUGUACUCGAAAUGUAUGCGAAGUGUGGUAGAAUCGAUACAGCUAGGCGAGUAUUCGAUGAGAUUGGAAGGAGGAGAAACUUGUGCUCAUGGAAUUCAAUGAUUAUGGGUUUGGCCGUCCACGGAAGAUGCAAUGAGGCUUUGGAUCUUUAUGAACAAAUGACGACUGUAAGAAUUGCACCCGACGAUGUCACAUUUGUGGGACUUAUCUUGGCAUGCACUCAUGGCGGAAUGGCUAUGAAAGGGCAACAGCUCUUCAAAUCUAUGGAGCCAAAGUUCGGUAUUACUCCGAAGCUAGAGCACUACGGAUGCAUGGUUGAUCUCCUAGGCCGAGCUGGUAAAUUGCAAGAAGCUUAUGAUCUGAUACAAGGCAUGUCCAUGAAGCCCGACAAUGUUAUAUGGGGCGCUCUUUUAGGCGCUUGCAGUUUCCAUGGCAACGUUGAGCUCGCUGAGAAAGCGGCCGAGUCCCUCUUCGAGCUCGAGUCAUGGAAUCCAGCAAACUAUGUCAUUCUUUCAAACAUAUAUGCAUCGGCAAGACGAUGGGACGGAGUUGCUAAGCUGAGGAAGGUGAUGAAAGGAGGGAAAAUUACAAAAGCAGCAGGGUAUAGUUUCAUUGAAGAGGGAGGCCAAGUUCAUAAGUUUAUUGUGGAGGACAAAUCACAUCCUAGAAGUGACGAGAUAUAUGCUUUGUUGAAUAAGUUUUAUGCAAAAGUGAGGCUUUAUAGAAAUGACACUGAUUGCUUGACUGAAGAUGAAGAAAUGCAAUUUUGAAUAAAAGGAACUGUUUGAUUU
Molecule: messenger RNA, 1987 nt
Organism: Morus notabilis
Lineage: Eukaryota; Viridiplantae; Streptophyta; Magnoliopsida; Rosales; Moraceae
Product: pentatricopeptide repeat-containing protein At5g08510
Exons: 2
Coding region: 425-1966 (513 amino acids)
Biological process (GO): RNA modification
Molecular function (GO): RNA binding; protein binding
Source: RefSeq, a predicted model, not a curated record